GAGACGUUCUCAUUUUCUGAAUGUUUAAUCCAUCAAAUAUCACAAGUCAUUUAAUUGCAUCCACAUCACAUGUUUUGUCUAUAUGUUUCGGUGAGGCAUCAUGGGAGCGUACAAGUACAUGCAGGAGUUAUGGAGGAAGAAGCAGUCAGAUGUGAUGAGGUUUCUGCUGCGUGUGAGGUGCUGGCAGUACCGCCAGCUGUCCUCCCUCCACCGGGCUCCUCGACCCACCAGACCCGAUAAAGCCCGCAGACUGGGAUAUAAGGCCAAACAGGGCUAUGUCAUUUAUCGUAUUCGGGUGCGCCGUGGAGGUCGCAAACGCCCCGUGCCCAAGGGUGCUACCUACGGCAAACCUGUGCACCAUGGCAUCAACCAGAUCAAGUUUGCACGCAGUCUUCAGUCAGUAGCUGAGGAGCGUGCUGGCCGUCACUGUGGUGGUCUGCGAGUGCUCAACUCAUACUGGGUGGGUGAAGAUUCCACAUACAAGUUCUUUGAAGUUAUCCUCAUCGACACCUUCCACAAAGCCAUCAGACGAAACCCCGACACUCAAUGGAUCACCAAGGCCGUACACAAGCAUAGGGAGAUGCGUGGGCUCACAUCUGCAGGCAAGAAGAGCCGCGGUCUCGGCAAGGGCCACAAGUUCCACCUCACCAUCGGCGGCUCGCGACAUGCAGCCUGGAAGAGACGCAACACCCUGCAGCUGCACCGUUACCGCUAAAGAACAUGUGCUACAACUGUACUUUUAUCCAAAUAAAGUUCCUUAUGUAUGGUCA
Xyrauchen texanus (razorback sucker) is the source of this 770-nucleotide messenger RNA. Its product is annotated as 60S ribosomal protein L15. The record is from RefSeq and is a predicted model, not a curated record. Gene Ontology annotation, molecular function: structural constituent of ribosome; RNA binding. Gene Ontology annotation, cellular component: ribosome; cytosolic large ribosomal subunit. The transcript is spliced from 4 exons. The coding region runs from base 101 to 715 and encodes 204 amino acids. Lineage: Eukaryota; Metazoa; Chordata; Actinopteri; Cypriniformes; Catostomidae. Gene Ontology annotation, biological process: cytoplasmic translation.